Messenger RNA from Molossus molossus (Pallas's mastiff bat), 636 nucleotides. Its product is annotated as kit ligand-like. Gene Ontology annotation, biological process: positive regulation of cell population proliferation; cell adhesion. Lineage: Eukaryota; Metazoa; Chordata; Mammalia; Chiroptera; Molossidae. Bases 1 to 636 code for a protein of 211 amino acids. The transcript has a single exon. The record is from RefSeq and is a predicted model, not a curated record. Gene Ontology annotation, molecular function: stem cell factor receptor binding; cytokine activity. Gene Ontology annotation, cellular component: plasma membrane.
AUGAAGACCCAAACUUGGAUGAUCACCUGCAUUUAUGUUCACCUGCUCUUCGACCUUCUCGUCAAAACUGCAGGGGUCUGCACCAGCCGCGUAACCGACGAUGUGAAUGACAUUACAAAACUGGUGGCAAAUCUCCCCAAAGACUAUAAGAUAGCGCUGAACUAUGUCCCCGAGGUGGACACUUUGCCUAGUCACUGUUGGAUAAGUGACAUGGUGGAACAGUUGUCCGUCAGCCUGACUGAUCUCCUGGACAAGUUCAGCAAUGUUCCUGGAAGCUGGAGUAAUUACUCCAUCAUAGACAAACUUGUGCAAAUCGUGGAUGACCUGGUGCAGUGCAUGGAAGAACACCUCUUUGAGAAGGUCCAGAGGUCGUCCGAGAGCCUGGAACCCAAGCUGUUGACCCCUGAAGAAUUCUUUGGAAUUUUUAGUAGAUCCAUCGAUGUCUUCAAGGACUUGGAGAUGGCACUGUCUGAACCUAGUGACUGUGUGGCUUCUUCAGCAUCAGGUCCUGAACAUGGUUCCAGAGUCAGUGUGGCAAAACCGUUGAUGCCACCUCCUGUCGCCGCCGCCUCCCUUAGGAGCGACCGCAGGGCAGCAACAGGAAGGCCUGGCAUUCCCGUGGAGCCCCCCGCCUAG